AUGCAGUUCACCAUUGCCACCAUCGUUGCCUUCGCCGCCGCCGCCCAGGCCGGUCCCCUCGCUAUCCGCGCCAACACCUGCAACAGCGCGCCUGCUGGCCCCGUCAACGCCGAUGUCACUCCUCGCUCCCAGCCUGUCGCGGCUACCGCCGACGCCUGCCAGAAGCUUUGCGAGGCCGACUCUGGCUGCCAGUCUUUCGUCUUCGGCCUGCCUCCCUCCGGAACCACCCCUCUCUGCUACCUUUACGCCGUCCCCGCGGCUCAGGUCCCUCCCCAGAGCAACUCCAACCUGAUGGUCUUCGACAAGGCUUGCACUAGCGUCCCUACUGCCGCCCCCACCCAGAACAACAACAACGGCGCCGCCAACAACAACGGCCAGGAGAACAACAACAACAACAACAACGGCCAGGCCAACAACAACGGUGAGGCUAACAACGGCCAGGCUCAGCAGCCCAAGAAGCGCAACGUUUGCGGCGCUGCCCCCACUGGCCCGGCCACCAACAACCCCAACCCUCUGGUCAGCCGUUCCGACGUCGCUUCCCAGGAUGACUGCUUGGCUCUGUGCCGUCAGACCUCCGGCUGCCAGGCCAUCGAGUUCGGCAAGCCUUCCGCCAACGAGCCGGUUCAGUGCCGCCUCUUCAACGUCCCCUCUUCCAACCUGCCCGCCCCCACCAACGGCCAGACCUUCGUCGCCUUCGACAUUGGCUGCUAA
Molecule: messenger RNA, 711 nt
Organism: Colletotrichum karsti
Lineage: Eukaryota; Fungi; Ascomycota; Sordariomycetes; Glomerellales; Glomerellaceae
Exons: 1
Coding region: 1-711 (236 amino acids)
Source: RefSeq, a predicted model, not a curated record